AUGAAAAAAAAUCCUGGUGGGGCCAAUGGCCCAAGCUCUCAUUCGGAUGCCAGGGAGGGCAAUACUCGCGUCACUCAUGAAAGCUUAGCAAAAAAGGACGAGGGAGUGAAAAAUGCAGAAGAGGGAAAUGAUGAAGGGGAGAGUGAAGAGCAGAUGAGGGAGAGAUUGGAGAGAGAGAGAUUUGAGAAGGAGUUGAUUGAAGAUCAUAAGAGAAAGAAAAGUGUGGAAAAAUCUCCUCCGGAGGAGAGUGAGACUGACAGCAACAUUGCAGGAGAUGUGAGACAGAGGACCAAGAGAAAGGCGAAUAGCCCAAAGGAGAAUCUGGAGGCUAAAAGGAAAAACGUGGGUAAGGAGAGCGAGGAAAGUGAAACGGAACCAGAUGUAGAGGUUGAGGAUGAGUUUGAAAGGAUAAGGUUCAUGAUGGAGCAGUUGGUUAAGAACAUGGAAGACAUGGUAUUAAAAAAGAAAAUAUCGAAGUCGAACUGUGAGAGACAAAUGGUAUUGGCAAGAGAAGUGGAGAAAAGCCUGAGAAAUAUCGAAAUAGAACAAGCAGAAAUGAGGGGGAGAUUGAAGGAAAGAAAGAAAGUAGUUGAGGAGGUAGUAAGGGUUGUAGGUAUGAGGGACAAGGUGGUGAAGGAAGGCGGGGAUGGAGUACAAAGUUAUGCGGAAGCGGCAAGUGGAAAAGGAGAAAAGGAACAGAGAGCAGAUGGAACAAUUCCAAAAGGGAAAGUAAGAACAGAGAUUAUAUUAACAAUGGAGGGGUGUGACCCAGAAGAAGUAAAAGCAAGGUUCAUGAGGAACAAACCAAAGGAUAUAGGAGUGAAUAUAGACAAAAUAAUCAAGACAAGAAGGGGUGUAAUACUGGAGGUUAACAGUAGAGAGGAAGCUGAAAAACUGAAAGGAAAUCAGAAGUUAAUCGAAGAAGGAUACGAAAUGAAGGAGGGAACAAAGAAAAACCCGAUGGUAUUAAUUUAUGAUGUAGAUGCAGGGAGUAAGGAAGAUGAAGUGAUGAAGGAGAUGUGGGAGAGAAAUGUCAUGGAAAUAGGCAUGAAGGAGGAUGAGUUCCUCAGAGCAGUCAAAGUCAGAAGAAAAAUGAUACAGAAAGGAAAAGAUGGAAAUAGAGAAGAGAGGAAUAAAGGCGAAAACUGGAUAAUGUAA
Messenger RNA from Macrosteles quadrilineatus (aster leafhopper), 1158 nucleotides. Its product is annotated as DNA ligase 1-like. The transcript is spliced from 2 exons. The coding region runs from base 1 to 1158 and encodes 385 amino acids. The record is from RefSeq and is a predicted model, not a curated record. Lineage: Eukaryota; Metazoa; Arthropoda; Insecta; Hemiptera; Cicadellidae.